This is a messenger RNA of Engraulis encrasicolus (European anchovy), 1227 nucleotides long. It is a transcript of the gene trhra, whose product is annotated as thyrotropin-releasing hormone receptor a. The record is from RefSeq and is a predicted model, not a curated record. Gene Ontology annotation, cellular component: membrane. Gene Ontology annotation, molecular function: thyrotropin-releasing hormone receptor activity. The transcript is spliced from 2 exons. Lineage: Eukaryota; Metazoa; Chordata; Actinopteri; Clupeiformes; Engraulidae. Bases 4 to 1227 code for a protein of 407 amino acids. Gene Ontology annotation, biological process: phospholipase C-activating G protein-coupled receptor signaling pathway.
AGUAUGGAGAAUGUAACUCUUCUUCAAGACAACCACACGCUCGGGAACUGGACUGACUAUACCACUGAAUACAAAGUGGUUAGUAUAUUUCUGGUAACCUUAAUAUGUGGCGUUGGCAUAGUAGGCAACGUUAUGGUUAUUCUGGUCGUCUUAACAACCAAACACAUGCGGACCCCCACCAACUGCUAUUUGGUCAGCCUGGCGGUCGCCGACCUCAUGGUGCUGACAGCGGCAGGGUUACCGAACAUCACCGACACCUUAUACGGGGAGUGGGUGUAUGGAAGAGCCGGAUGCCUCUGUAUAACUUAUCUUCAAUACUUGGGGAUCAACGCGUCUUCUUGUUCAAUCACUGCGUUUACCAUUGAGCGAUAUAUUGCCAUCUGUCACCCGAUUAAAGCACAGUUUCUCUGCACACUUUCCAGAGCGAAAAAGAUCAUUGUGGCUGUCUGGACUUUCACGUCGCUCUAUUGUGUCAUGUGGUUUUACCUGUCAGAUUUGACAGAGUUGGUGUAUGAUAACAUUACACUGGUCAGCUGUGGCUACAAAGUUUUGAGGAGUCUCUAUUUACCGAUAUACUUCACGGACUUUGCUGUGUUCUACGUCGUGCCCCUCCUUUUGACCGCGAUACUUUAUGGACUAAUCGCAAGAAUUCUCUUCCUGAACCCGCUACCAAGUGAUCCUGUUGAAAAGAGCAAAAAGUGGAAAAAGGAGUCAUGUUUGGGGGGUAAAGCACUUUCUGCCAAAAACUCAUCUUGCAGCAGCACCACAGCGACCUCGCGCAGGCAGGUGACCAAGAUGCUGGCGGUGGUGGUGAUCCUGUUUGCGCUGCUGUGGAUGCCGUACCGCACGCUGGUGGUGGUGAACUCCUUCCUGUCGCAGGCCUACCUGGACACCUGGUUCCUGCUCUUCUGCCGCCUGUGCAUCUACCUCAACAGCGCCAUCAAUCCCGUCAUCUACAACGCCAUGUCGCAGAAGUUCCGCACCGCCUUCCGGAAGCUGUGCCACUGCGGCCCCCAGCGUUCCGAGCGGCCGCCGCAGUACAGCGUGGCCCUCACCUACAGCGUCAUCAAGGAGACGUCCAACGGGGAGUUGAGUCCCGACCACUUCAACACGGAGAUGGACGAGCUGGGCAGCCAUAACGUCCACUUCCUGCAGGGGAGGAAGAGGCAGUCCUCGUUCCCAGACCAGGACAUACCGAGUAGCCAGGUCGCCCUCAGCACUGCCUGA